AGGCGGCAAAAUUAUUUGAUCAUCCUCACCUGGUGAGCUCAAGUAAAUUUGUGUUAUAUUGCAUUGCAUUGUAUUGUGUUUUAUCGUAUUGAAUUAUAUGUAAGAUGCCGUCUCACAAACACUUUCGUUCGUCCUACAGAUCGAUUCAGUCUACUGCGGGGAAACAAUGUCAACAUUGUCAUUUCUGCAAAACAUGCUACAAGUCACCUGCAGUACGUCAUGUAAGGAAACACGAGAGUCUGUAGAUGAAAUCCCGUUCUUCUCUCGUGCACGAAAGAGUUCAACACCGCUUGUGUGGAAAUAUUGUCAUGGGAAGGUGACAGGUGUCUGUUUUAAAGACAAGUUGGCUUUGGAAAGGUGAGUACCGGAAAGGCCAGAUGGAGACUUUUUAUUCGGAAGGCGACACUAAUUUUGCGGGUUAUUCGCGUCACAAGGAAUCCCCCAACUUUUUUAGUUUUAUACGGAGAGUUUUUUAGUGAUUGACUCUUAUCGGUUUAUCGCUAUACGAAAUACCACUCCUAUAUUAGUCACCUUUCUUUUAAAAGGAUGAAGCUUUAGUUAUUUAUACCAUUCAGAAAAUUACGGCCACAUAACUUUUAGAUUUAGCUGCCUGCUGGACAUUGUCGGGGAGCUAUUUUCGGGUGGUUGAAGAACGGUAUAAGAUUUCAAAACAUAUUCUCAAAAAUCUCCGCAUACUUUAGCAAUAAUUAUUCACUGCCAGUUUUAUGACUCUGUAAUAAAAAAUGGUGGACUACUUGAUUUCGUGGGGAGCACUAGUUUCGAGAGGGGGUGUUGCUUAAAGAAUUAACGGUAAUUAAAUGUAGAAACUUGACAGGCUCGUAAUAAUUAUUUAAAUUUUUUGCAGAUAUCAAACACAUUACAAGCUAGCUGCACGAACCGCAAAACCUCCCGGUAAGAUUAAACGAGGAACCUCAAGAACUGAAUACGUUUCAUCAACCUUACCCUCGUCUGAAAGAAGUUUACCGUCAUCUGAGCAGUCUCUUCGAGCUUUGGUUGGGAAUAUCAAUCUUCGUGAAGUAGCAGAAACACCUGGUCGUUAUCAUGGAGGAUUUCAGUGCAGAGAUAGUGUCUUUGAUAUGAAUGUUGAAGUGCUGGAACAACGCUUAAAGAUAACUUGCAAAUGUAAGUGGAAGACCCAAACCUCUCUUUACAGAUACCUCUCUAUUACGGACAAUUUUGUUCUUGUAGUGAUUAAAUUCUCAUAUGUUUUUAAGAAACAACCUGUAUAAUAGGAAUACUCUCUAACAAAACUAAAUCUCGGCCCCAGUUAGCAAAUACAUACACAUACACAUACAGUACACAUAAGUUAAAGAGGCUCAAAAUAACGUUCAGCGGUCAAAUUCGUUCGACGUCGAUCCAAGUGACCGGUCACAUUUUGCUUCCUGGAACGAGAUUUAUUUUUCAGAUGUAUUGUGGACUCGUUAAAUAUAAUGUUAAUUUGUAAGGGUUUUCUUGGCUUGAAUCGGAAUGAUUCCGCUCUGAUUGCUCUCUCGAAGAUGAAGAGACAAUUGUUUUUCGAGGACACAAAUUGAACCUAACUGUCACCGUGAUCGGCCAAUCAUGAAACGUUAUUUUGUGUCUUGCUGCCUCUCUAAUUUAUCCUAGGGCUAUUUUGGGGCUUUUUGCAUUUACAGUGUUAGACCCCCGCGGUCUCGCCAUUGGCUGUAAUCGACUGAAAUUUUGUAGGCACUGGCUCAAGUAGGCAGCCAUACGAUGUUCAAGUGAUGUUGAGUGACUCAUCGGGUAAGUCUAUUGUAGGGAAAAAAAUAAGAUGGGUAUAUUCAUUGAGAAGCUAUACUCUCUUAUGGAACACGCCCAUUGUUUCUUUUUAGAUAAAUAACUUUUAUAAGCCCUCUCUAAGCUUUACCAAAAUAAUAAUAAUAAUAAUAAUAAUAAUAAUAAUAAUAAUGAUGAUGAUGAUAAUAAUAAUAAUAAUGGAAACUUUAUUUAUUGAUUAUUAGGAUAUAUACAACUACAAUGAUAAACCUCGCUUUACAGGUAGUUUAUCAAUGUCUACUUGAAUUGAUACUAUAUAUUUAUUGUACAAUAAUUAUUUUAAGAAGGAUUAUAUUAACAUUAAUUUUGGGUUAUCCCACACCUUGUUUCGUUUACAAAAUACAUAAUAUGAUGUUCGUAUGCAUAUGUUCACGAUUUGCUUUUUUAUGUAUUUACUAUACUUGGCAUCACAUUUAAGGCUACUUAGCAUGCCAUCGAAAUUUUCACAAGAUCGGCCAAAACCUCCGAGGGUACUCAAGGAUAAAUUGACGAACUUGACUUUAUCAUAAUCUGCUUCCUGCUCAUUGAUUAGAUCACUGUACUUUUGACGCUUACGAUUGGCGUUAACUAGCAGAUUGGAUUCAUAACCGACUGUAAGCUCGAGGAUGUAUAGACAUCUGUUUUCAGUCACCAGCAGAAGGUCAGGUCGUAAACGAUCUCCCGUGAUAACAGAUGGAUUCAUAAAACCAGGAAUGUCCGCGUAAAGUGUGUAAUUUUUCACAGCAGUAAGAGUGGAUGCGAGGAAAUUUAAAACAGAAUCGUGUCGCCAUGUAAACCGGCCUUCGUCUAAAUAUGUCUUACAUCCAGCAAUCACAUGGAGCAGCGUUUCAGGUGAGGAGCAGAAAGAGCAAUCGGAUGUUGAUGAUAGUCCCCAUUUUGAUAGGUUCUUUCGUGUUGGAAGUGUGUUAUUGAUAUAUCGGAUGGUGAAGUUAAAAAUGUUUUUCGGAAGUUUGCUCUGAACGGAUGACCAUAAAGAGUUGAAUGUGGAUGUGGAAUGAUUCAUGAUACUGGAAAAGAAAGAACCUUGCGAAAUGAGGUGGUUUUGAAGUCUUUGUUCGUUUUCUUUUCUAACUGCCUUAAGUACGUCUUUUGUGUCUUUGUAAAUGUCAUACUGUAUGUUCUUGUUGGUGCUCGUCACCGCCCAUAGAUUGUUAAUAUCUAUGUUUGGUGAGUAUUUUAAAGCUGAUCGAGAGACAGUUUGACAUUGGAUAAAUUUUGUCGAAGGGAGAAUAAUAUUCAGACCAAAUUUGUUUUGUGGAAGCAACACGUUGCUAAGGGUUGCAGAGACAGGAAGUUCCAGCCAUUAUAAUAAUAAUAAUAAUAAUACUAAUAAUAAUAAUAACAUUUAUAUAACGCCUAUACCAAAAUGUUCUAAACGACCCCAUCUCUCAAAUAUACAUGAAGUAAAUAAGCCCGCGGUACCUGACUAUGUUUGAGGACUUAAACAUAUUCCUCAAAUUAUUUCUCUGUAGGAUUACUUGAAGCCCACUGUUCGUGCCCAGAUGUUGCUGGUAAGACCGGCAGAUGUAAACAUGUGAUAGGCUUGCUCCUUAACUAUAAAAAUCACCAGACACCGAGUGCGGUAAGUGUUUUUGUUCUUAUUUCUUUCUCAGUGAAUUUCCACAAAACGGGUAGCCGCCAUUUUGAAUAUUUCUGUUUUGUUAUAUUCACCUGGUGAAUAUAAGAGCUUAAUACGUCAAAUUUGACCAAUCAGCGUGUAGGAUUUGUUAUGUUCACUUGUGCAAAAAUACUAAUUGCUUAUACUAUUGGUUGCUUACAUUAAAUUGGUCUGGAAAAUCAGGAAUUAGUAUUUUUGCACAAGUAAACAUAACAAAUCCUACACGUUGAUUGGUCCAAUGUGACGUAUUACGCUCUUAUAUUCACCUACAGGUGAAUAUAAAUCAAAUCAUAUUUAUUUCCGUAUCACUGGUAUCAAUGAGGGCCCUACAGGCUAUAACAAAACAGAAAUUUUCAAAAUGGCGGCUACCCGUUUUGUGGAAGUUUACUGACAAAGAAAUAAGCGAAAUUAAAAUAAAUUCAGUCUUAAAAAACACAAAAGCUUGUGUAAAAAUACUAAAACAAUUAUUCGCCUCAGACUCGGUGAUUAUCGAGGAUUAUUAUAUAUCAAUAGUCAAAGUCGCAUUUUUCUAGUGUUUUAUUGGUUGAGAGUAUAUCACGUGAGAGUGACGAAAUUAAGCUGUCUCCCUCGCAACAGCGCGAGAGGGAAACAAUAUGUUAUCGACCGGCGAAUAACAAAAAAAUCACGUGCGCCAUCACGUGAAGAUGCGACCUUUGAACAUGCCUAGUACGUAAUUAAAACUUUCGCUUUAAGUAACUGCAGUGUAGCCAGUGUUUAAUAUAACGUUUUAACGAUAAAAUAUUUCAUGCAUUUACAUUCGCUUGUUCUCUAAUUUGUUGUUUCGUUGACUGUUGAUAUAUAAUAAAACACUUAUUUACUGAGACCUCGGGAAAGCAGUGUGUUUUGUGGACCCUCGACCGUCGAUGUUUCCCUCGGCUUCGCCUCGGGAAACAUCGACGGUCUCGGGUCCAUAAAACACACUGUUUCCCUCGGUCUCAGUGAAUAAGUGAUAAAUAGUCAUCAAGUAUUGGUUAAGAAUAAAUAGUCCAAUUAUGUAUGAAAACCAGUUUGUGGGUACGUGUAUGCAAUCAAUCACGAUUCACGUUGCAUGUCCGAUCGCAAAAUUCAGCGAUAUUUUGUUAGAGAUGUGUAACUUUAAUUCUUUAAAAAAUACUAGGCUACAAUUUAGAAGGAAAGUGAUAUUAAUAAUGUAGUUAAAAGUAUCAAAAACAAGUUAUGCAUUUGAAAGAUUUAAUAUCAUGUGAAUAGAUCAGAUUCAACAUCUUAGCAAAUUGCAAGUUUUUCAAACUUGUAAAACCUAGUAUAGAACUUGAAAGCUAUUUAUCUCAAGUUAAAAUUGUGAAACAUCGUCAAGCAGUGACUAGGUUUAGGAUAUCCGCUCAUAAGUUACCAAUUGAAACUGGACGAUAUGCGAAUAUUAAAUAUGAUUUACGUCUAUGUCCAUUUUGUAACCCAAAUGAGAUUGGGGACGAAUACUCACUACAUUUCACAUUGUCCUAACAAAAGGUUAGAAAAACUGCGUGAAAAUUUUUUAAAUGAGUUAGUUGAUUUUAAUUGCAAAUUUAGCUCGUUGAGUACAAAUAAUUUAUUUUUAUACUGUGUGUCAAUGAAUGACAAAAAUAUCAUUAAUUCUACGGCCAAGUACAUAUAUGAAAUACUGAAUACUUUUUGGGAUCUUGCCUGCAUCUAGCUCUUUUUUGACUUGUCCUUGUUUAAAUUUUGUUAUUGUUGUAAAUAUUAUUAUUACUCUGUUCUGUUAUAAUGUUAUUUUCAUAGCUUAUAAUAUACAUUUGCUGUGUUCUAUAUAUACCAGUAUUGGUAUUUUUGUUUGAAUAAAGUUAUUAUUAUAGCCCUUCGUAUCUAUCGAUGACAAAAAAGUCAAAAACCGUUGUAAGAGAAGCGUUUAACUGCUUCAGACUGGCCUUUUAAAACAAAACUGCUUCUAUCAUCGGAAGUUCUCCAAGAACUUUAUAAUUUAUAUAUUGAUGCGACAAAUGUUACGGUCCUGAACAAGGGACCGGUCAUAAAGUAUUUACUAGGGGGUGUGGAGGAUGUUUUUUGGGGGUACGAAAAAAACCCAGAACUUCUGAGGGGGGUACGGAAAAAAACAACAGAACUUCUAGGGGGGUACCAAAAUCUUAAUGCUAUAGGUACGGGAAAAAAUUACAUUUUAUAAUUAUUGUUGAAUAUUGAAUGUAUUUGUGCCCAGAUUUAAGUUUGGAAAAACUGUUUUACUAUAAUUAUUAUUAAAUCAACACAAAGUAUAUAUGUUUCAGUCUGACUCAAUGUCAGAUGAUAAGUAGGAUUCAGUAUCCAUGGAACUUUUGGAGUACAAAUCUGAUAUAUCUGAAUUGUCAAUGACAAUGCUAGCAAGCUAACACAAUUAGAACCUGUUAAUGAAAGGGGGUGGGGGUACGAAAAUUUUCACUUACAUUGAAAGGGGGUUACGAGAUUUUUGGGAGGGUAUGGAAAUAUGUACUUGAAAUUUCAUUUAUCCUCCACCUCCCCCCCCCUCCCCACUCUAGUAAUUGCUUUAUGACCGGUCCCUAAAUAUGUCAGAUCUUGGUGGACACCGAGUUCCAGUAAAUUCAUAGAUUGAAAGCAAUUCAUUAAUACCUAAUAAAACCAUUAAUUAUUUCGCCGUAUUUUUGUGUAGAGUCAUGUUGAUUCCAGUGGCGAAAGUAAUCCUCGAAGUGGCGAAAAUAAUCGUGCAUCAAGGAACAAUAAACGUGGUGUUCAGACGCUGUAUUGUAUGAGUCAAGAGGAAUUCAUGGAAACUGCCAAAGAAAUUUUAAAAAUGGUAAGUCCUUUAUACAUCGUAAAUGAUAUGUUUAUAGAUUCAUAAGUGAUAUGUCUAUAGAUGCGGUCGAGUCAAAAGAGUUUUUUUUUCAGAAUGAGAAGAGACAAAUACAAGAGCAUUCCCUGGCGGAGGAACCUCGCAACAACAAUGGAAAUAUGUUAGCAAACCAACAGAAAGACAGGUUUGAAUAUUUUUUUUUUAUUUCUCUGCAUCUGUAUACUACUGCCUGUAAUGUGCUUUUCAGCGGCUGUAAUAUGCUUUUCAGCGGCUGAAAAGUUCGAGUCACUUUAAAACCUCGAUUUAAAUACAACCCUAAUCCAUUUGCCACCAUUUUUUUAUUUCACAUUGGUUCAUGUUAUUGAUAACCAUUGUUCAGGAUAAUCAUGACCACGAUAUCCUGGUUGACUUAAUAAUAACCAUGGUUAUGUGCACAAACAGUUGCCCAAAUAACCAAGGUUGAUCAUAAUGACUACCAUGGUUGACCUACCAUGGUUGAUCAUAAUCACCACCAUGGUUGACCAUAAUCACCACCAUGGUUAAUCAUAAUCACCACCAUGGUUAAUCAUAAUCACCACCAUCGUUAAUCAUAAUCACUACUAUGGUUAAUCAUAAUCACCACCGUGGUUAAUCAUAAUCACCACCAUGGUUAAUCAUAAUCACUACCAUGGUUAAUCAUAAUCACUACCGUGGUUAAUCAUAAUCACUACCAUGGUUAAUCAUAAUCACUACCAUGGUUAAUCAUAAUCACUACCAUGGUUAAUCACAAUCACUACCAUGGUUAAUCAUAAUCACUACCAUGGUUAAUCAUAAUCACUACCAUGGUUAAUCAUAAUCACUGCCGUGGUUAAUCAUAAUCACUACCAUGGUUAAUCAUAAUCACUACCAUGGUUAAUCAUAAUCACUACCAUGGUUAAUCAUAAUCACUACCAUGGUUAAUCAUAAUCACUACCAUGGUUAAUCAUAAUCACUACCAUGGUUAAUCAUAAUCACUACCAUGGUUAAUCAUAAUCACUACCGUGGUUGAUCGUAAUCGCUACCAUGGUUAUUCGUACCAUGGUUAUUCGUACCAUGGUUAUUCGUACCAUGGUUAUUUGUACCAUGGUUAUUUGUAAGCGGUUGUACACAUGCAAACACUCUACUGAGCUUUUAUUGCAACUGUGCAUUGUUUUUUUUUCAAAUGAAACGUACGUUGAGGUAAAUUCUGGAUUAUGUAAAUUACCGGUCACUCCAAUGACGAAAUUUGAAACAUAAGUUUUUAAUAUAGUUCAGGACAUUGAUUACGUCUGUCAGAGGAAAGCCCAUGAUCUCACUUCGUUUAAGUGGAUUUUCAGACCUUCUGUCCAUACUCCAUUGCGCUGGUUUCACCAUCCUGCCGUUUCUGCCUGGCGUAUAAUUGCGCAGUAGCUAUAUAUGCUUAUUUUCUGCAUUUCAUAGAUCCACUGUGGACCAAGUAGGCGACGUUUUGAAGGAAGUUCUUUUUUCCGCCAUAAACAAAUCGGGAAAAUCUCCCAAGAAAUUGUGCCCGGAAAGAAUACAUAGUUUUGCUGAAGAUACUCCAGUGGACAGACUGCCUUGUUAUCACCAGAGAAGCGAUUCUGUUACUUCAGUAAUUAUUCCAGACAGUUUAGUCACAGAGACUGUAAGUUUAAUUCCAGAAACAAUACGCGCUGUGUCCACGUCCUCGAUACACUUGAGUUACGAGAAACAUGAGCCACGAGAUAGGAGAUUGGCAAGCGAUAGUUUUGAAGCAUUUUUAGAUGAAGUGAUGUAGUCGUAGAUCAUUAUAUCGCCACAGGCUUAAGUUAUUAUAUGACGAGAUAGGAGAUUGGCAAGCGAUAGUUUUGAAGCAUUUUUAGAUGAAAUUAUGUAGUCGUAGAUCAUUAUAUCGCCACAGGCUUAAGUUAUUGUAUGACGAGUUCAUGUCAGGCUGAAAUUUUUCUCAUGCAUGACUUUCGAAAAUCCAGAUAACGUGCAAGCAAAGUGGAAUCAGUGGAAGGGCCAAAUUUCCGAAGGGGGGAUCAUAUUUCCUAGGAAAUA
Paramuricea clavata is the source of this 8234-nucleotide messenger RNA. The record is from the annotation of a GenBank genome assembly. Lineage: Eukaryota; Metazoa; Cnidaria; Anthozoa; Malacalcyonacea; Plexauridae.